Venustampulla echinocandica is the source of this 639-nucleotide messenger RNA. RefSeq lists its product as uncharacterized. Gene Ontology annotation, cellular component: Golgi apparatus. The record is from RefSeq and is a predicted model, not a curated record. Bases 1 to 639 code for a protein of 212 amino acids. Gene Ontology annotation, biological process: Golgi to plasma membrane protein transport; protein localization to organelle; intracellular protein transport. Lineage: Eukaryota; Fungi; Ascomycota; Leotiomycetes; Helotiales; Pleuroascaceae. The transcript is spliced from 2 exons. Gene Ontology annotation, molecular function: GTPase activity; GTP binding.
AUGUAUCACCUUGCCAAGGGAUUAUACCUCUAUGCGACAAGCAAAGAAGAGUAUUCCGUUCUCCUUCUCGGCCUCGACAAUGCCGGCAAGACAACCUUCCAUGAGCAAGUCAAGUCGCUCUACCUCCCCACGAACCCCACGCCGAAGCUCAAGACCGUCCCAACAGUCGGUCAAAAUGUCUCAACGAUAACGCUGCCGGAUAUGUACCUCAAGAUCUGGGAUGUCGGGGGCCAGCACAGUCUGCGCAAGCUCUGGCAGAGCUAUUACAGCUCGUGCCACGCAAUUAUCUUCGUGAUCGACAGCACGGAUAUCGGGGACGGGGAUCUGGAGAAUGAUGCAUCGGACAGGUUGGAGGAGUGUAGAUUAGUGCUGGAGGAUGUAUUGCAACAUUCAGAGACGGAGGGUGUGCCGUUGCUGGUGUUGGCCAAUAAGCAGGAUCGCGAGGAUUGUGUGGAAGUGGUUAAGAUCAAGGAGGGUUUGGUGAAGAAGGUUUUCGAGGGCGAGAAGGGGGCCGCUAUUAGGGAUUCGAGAGCCUUGCCCGUGAGUGCGUUGACGGGGACGGGUGUCAAGGAGGCGGUGGAGUGGGUUAGGACGAGGGUUAAGUGGAAUAAGGAGGGGAGACCUCCGGUUAUGAGAUGA